Oxyura jamaicensis (ruddy duck) is the source of this 1227-nucleotide messenger RNA. It is a transcript of the gene PDCD6, whose product is annotated as programmed cell death 6. The transcript has 6 exons. The coding region runs from base 3 to 515 and encodes 170 amino acids. The record is from RefSeq and is a predicted model, not a curated record. Lineage: Eukaryota; Metazoa; Chordata; Aves; Anseriformes; Anatidae. Gene Ontology annotation, molecular function: calcium ion binding.
CGAUGCCUGAGGCCUCCUUCCUGUGGGGCGUCUUCCAGCGGGUUGAUAAAGACAGGAGUGGAAUAAUAUCUGAUACUGAACUCCAGCAGGCGUUGUCCAAUGGGACGUGGACUCCAUUUAACCCCGCCACAGUCAGGUCAAUCCUUGGCAUGUUUGACAGAGAAAACAAAGGUGGCGUGAACUUCAAUGAAUUCACGGGAGUCUGGAAGUACAUCACAGACUGGCAGAAUGUCUUUCGAACGUAUGAUAGAGACAAUUCUGGAAUGAUUGACAAAAAUGAGCUAAAGCAAGCACUAACAGGUUUUGGUUACCGCCUGUCUGAUCAAUUCUACGAUAUCCUUAUUCGGAAGUUUGACAGACAAGGAAGAGGCCAAGUUGCUUUCGAUGACUUUAUUCAGUGCUGUGUUGUUUUACAGAGGCUGACUGAUGUGUUCCGACGUUACGAUACUGAUCAGGACGGCUGGAUCCAGGUGUCAUAUGAGCAGUACCUGUCCAUGGUCUUCAGCAUCGUAUGACAUUGACAACUCGGAAUCCCACCCUGGCACUGUACAGACUGGAGUUGCCAAAUCAUCAUGUACUGAAUAAGAUUAUUGAUGUAUUAUAAUGGAUAUAAUAUCACGUUCUUAAAUUUUGUACGUUCAUCAUCACCUUCAGCAUCUGUACUUGAGUUGGUUUUCGUUUUGUAUUACCGUAAGAUCCGACCACCUCAUGCUUACUGCAGUACAGAAAGCACAGAGCCUAGAUUUAACUGGUGCAAUGUCAAACCUAACUUUCUUCCACAUAUCCUGCAUGGGGAAAAAAUGACUCUUUAGAAAUGCCAAAUUAAAAUAAUGCUUGUUAGUUUGUCAGAGAGUUGAAACUCCGAAGUUGCACAACGUUUUGCAUGUGCCUUACUUUUCUAAGAAGUUAAUGUAUUAAUUUUUAAUACAGAAUUUAAAGUUAAGUAAAAAUGUUAGACCAACUUACAUAGCCUACUUUAUUUUUGUACAAUUUUUUAAGGGGAUGGUGGGGGUUGUGUUUCUGUCUUCCAGUUUUCCAUGGCUCAGGGGUCCCUGCCACUUAACAGGGCUGGCGUUUUUGCUUUGCUUUGUAUUUUUGCUUUCUAGCUGCCCCUUUCUUUCCGGGUAUCCUUGGGACAUCUUCAGACAGAACUGCUUCUCAGCUUUGUCCUAUACUGCAUCUUCCUCAGUGAAUUCGCUACAAAAAUAAACCUCUAGUUCCUCUGGA